GCAUUGCAGCUCUUUUUUAAUAUUUUUCUUGUAUGUACAAAUGUAAUCUGAUGAUUUGAAAACAUGAAAAUUAUUCACUGUACAUUUACAUUCUUUUUCUUUUCUAUAGUUUUGAUGUUAGAAGAUCAAAAUGUUAAACGUAAUAAAGCUGUCAAGGAAAAGUGUGGUCUUAAAUGAGAAUUUUUUUACUAAAAGGAUUAUUACAUUCUUAAAUCUUAUUAAAAACUUAAAUUAAUAUAUGAACUUAAGGGUAGGCACUACCUAUAUUUUGACCCUUUUAAAUUUAAGUGAUCGCACGAUAGUUUUUUAUUGCAUCAUUUGAGUCCUAGAAACACACAAGGUGGUAAAAAAAAAAGAGAAUCUUCAUUUCUGACACUUUUAGAAUUUUUUUACAUCCAUACGAGACAUUUUAAUCACUAAAAUAGCUUAUAAAAAAAUUGGCGAUGAAAAAUAGUCAAAAUUGUAAAAGUAGUUCAACAUUUAAUAGGAAAGAUUAAUGAAAUUUCAACUUAUUUUUUACUUUUUUUAUUAAAUUAAAAUUUUUGUUUUUAAAUCAUUAAAAAAGACUGUAAAAAUUGGCGAUGAAAUAUAAGGUAAGUGUACCAAUUACGGCGCAUUCACAAAAAAUAACUAACUAUUAUAUUUAAUAUACAUGUUGCAAAAUGAUUAAAAAAAUUAUUUUAAUCUUUUUUUGAUACAAUUACUUAUAAAGAUGCACAUUUAAACAAUUAUUAAUUUAAUUAUUUGAGAUCAAAUUUUUUCCCUCGCCGUAAUUGAAACAUUUUUAAUUACGGUAUUAGUUUUAAUUUAUCAUAUUUAUUUAAAUAAUCGAUUUUUAUAAAGUUAAAUUUUUUUUUAAUAUCUAAAUAACAUGAGCUUUUAGUUUAAUAAGUCUUAAAAAUUGAGUUUAUACAAUAGAAAUGUCGAAUUUUCUAUUUCAAAGGUGUUUUGACUCGAAUCGCGCCGCAAUUAGUGCAUUUACCCUAGUCAAAAUUGUGAAAGUAGUUCAAUAAUCUUAAUUUUUUCAAGAUUAUAUACUUUAAAAUAGUCAAAAAUUAAGAUUUUCUUUUUUUUCACCACCCUGUAUGUUUUUAGGACCCACAUGCAAGAAAAAAUAUAACUUCCUCCGAUCAUUGAAAUUUUAAAUUUAAAUUACAUGGAAUUUUAUUUUUAAAGAAUUGCAUAAUUAUAUUCUACGUUUUCUAAUAUUGAUAGUGAUUGAAAAUCUUAUUUUAAACAAAUAGCGCCUUAUAGUAAACUUUUAGUUUUUUAAUUUUCUUAAUUUUAUGCAUUUAUACAAUCAAUUUUAAUGAGAAAGAUAAAAACCCUAAAAAAUGUAAUGAAUUUAAAAUUUAAAUUUCUUUGAUCCGAUUAAAGAUGUUUAACACCUUAUGAUAAUUAACUUCAUAAUUGGUAAAUAAAAAUUAAAUAUGUUUUAUGUAAUACAUGCCGUCACGUUUAACGGCACACUGAAAUCCAAAAUGUGAAACUUUUGGAUGGAGUCAUUUCAGUAGAUCAUUUUUGCUGUCUGCAGAGGAAAGGGGAAUAUUUUUCCAAUAGACGUUUUACAUUUCGGAUAUUUUUCUUUAUAUUUAAAUUUUCUAAAAGUCGAUAAAAAACUAAGAACACUUAAAAAUUUCUCAAAUCAUAUACUACAUAUAAAGCCUUUACUACUUUACAUAAAUUACAAAGGACAUAUUUACAUGUAAAAGAUUAUUUUUUAAAUUUAGUAAUUAAAAAAACGUAAUUUUAUAGGCACAUAAUAAUUUCAAAGAUAAACGAAUUUCAAUAAAAAUUUAAUAUGUUCAAAUUUCGUUUCUUUUUUUUAUAAUUACAUUUACGUCAAUUUAAUUGAAACAAACUUUCAUUAACUUCCGAAAUAGAUUGCGAACAAAAUUUCCCUUGUAAUCCUAAGUCAAUACCAAAAUAUUAUUUUCUUUGAUUAAAUACAGAAGGUAUUAACGGAAGAAUAAAAGAUAAAUAAAUACAUUUCAAACUAAUAAAGUUGAUAAGAUGUUUGCUAUUGGUUUUGAGUUAGCUUACUGCUGGUAUUGAAGAGGUAUUCUGUUACAAUAUUUUCUUUUAUUAAUUUUUAAUGAACAUUAUAUUAAAAAUUAAAAGGUAAAAUUGCAUAAUAAUAAUUAUAAUAAUAGUUUUUGCAAGAAUUUUAUUGAAAAAUAAACAAGUUACAAUUGCAUUAGUGUCCACUUUUUUCAUCAUCCUAAAAUAUAAUUGUGAAAAAAUUUCAAUUUUUUUCUUCGAAAUUAGCAUAUUUGUAUUUUAUGUACAUACAAAUUUUGGCGCUUUAAAUUUUGUUAUAUGACUUAGUUGAUAAUAUGUUUCACAUAUAAAUAGGUGUUAUAGUUAACCCUAGACUUUUAAAAAUGUAUGAUGAUAUAAGAUUUUAAUGUAAGAAUAAGUGAUCAGUUGCAUGAGAGCAUGAGUGUAACAAUGUUCGUGAAAAAUAAUCGCCGCCACCUCAAAUUUCAAUCCAUUUUCUUCAAAAUACUAACUUCCAAUAUUGUGUGCUAAGAGUGGUAUUGACCAUUAAUAAUAAUUAUUUAUGUCAUAAAACUUUGUCCUCGAUGUUACAAAUCAUAUUGAAUAAAAAUUUAAUUUGGACAAAUGUACUUUUCACUAUGAGUUCUUGUUUGUUGUGUACAAUUCUUUUUUUUUGUCUUUUUAUACGUGGUAUGUAGGGGAAGAGUGCCGGUUGAGGGCACCCUUUUAUUUAUGACUCAUAACUUUUGACCAAAUGUACAUUAUGAGACUUGUGCGUAUCAGUGGCAAUCUAGAGACCUUAGAUAUGAAUAGACUUAAUUAAUGAAGAAAAGAAUAAGUAUUACGUGAUUUAUUUGAUGCAAAAUAUUAGUGUGUAAAAAAUGGAAAGACCUACAUCUCGUAGAGGAAUUAAAAGUGAAAUGCAUGAUAUUAAAUUAUUUUCAAAUGUGAAUAAAUCUGAAACGCCAGAUAGAAAUUUAUAUUCACGAGCUUCAUCCACCUCGCUUACGUCAAAUCGUUUUUCAAGUAUGAUGUUACAUUUAAAUUCUGGAGUAGGAUCAAAUCGUUUAAACACUAGUUUAUCUACAAAUUCAUUCGUUGUAAACAACAGUAAUUUAGACAGACCAGUAACUCAACAAGGAAUAGCUGCAAUGCGUCCUCAUUCUACAAGAGGCGUACCGCAAAUAACAAGACAAAUACAAGAUAAACGUUACUACGAAGGGCAAAUACAACUUAAGAUAAGAGAGCUGGCACAAGAGAUAUCAAAUAUUUCUAAGGAGGUGGAUUUACAGAAUAAACAAAGGGUGACAUUUUUACAUUAUGAUCAACGAGCAAAGGGACUUGCAGCCGAAUUAAUUGAAUAUCAAAGUAAAUUGGCAGACUACAAUAUUGUUGUGGAUAAAAUGACAGUAGAUACGGGUAAAAGUUUUAUUGAACAAGAAGCUACAGAACUUUCUCAACUUAACGAUAUUGCUCUAUCUGAAAUAGAAACAAUGUUUAAUAAACGACAAAGAAAAGAAAAACAAUUACUUACAAUUGAAAAGGCCCUGGUCGCAGAAAGAUCAAAUACAGAGAAGAUAGUUGAGAAUAUGAAUCAAAUUGUUUUAAAAAAAUACAAUGAAUUGUGUAAACAAAAAAUUAAACUUCAAAAAAGUGUUGAGGAAAUGCAAUAUAAUUUAGAUAAUUUGUCAUCACAGAAAUUGAGUUUAGAAGAAAAUAUCGCACUAUCGCAAAUAAAACAGGAAGCCGUAAAGUUACAAUCGAAAAUAAUGGAAAUUGCAAAAAAGAGAAACGCACUACGUGAAGAGGAUAAGAAAAGGCUUUCUCCCGAAGAAGAGAAAAAAUCUCUUCUUCAAAAAGUUAAACAAGAUAAUACUGAUAUAACUGUAUCUGAACGUCGUAUAACAGCAGCUAAGAAACGAAUAAUGGAAAUAGAGCAAGAAAUUGAGCAGUUGGACAAUAAUGUUGAUGCGUCUUUGGCAGAAAAAUUGCUGAAAUAUAAAGAACUUCGUAAAAGAGAACAAGUAAUGGAAGAAUUUAUGGCGUCCUUUAAGGAGAAUAAGGAAGCUGAAUUAAACAAGUUCAAAGAAUUGACUGAAAGUGUCACUGCAUGUUUAGAGCAUAUAUCUAGGGAAAUUGAUGGUGAAUUAAAUGAGUUAUCAGAGAAUAAAAAAUUAGAAGCCUUAAACAAUACAUACAUGGAAUUUAAUAAUAUAAAUAAUGAUCUAAACUUAAAGAGCAUGGAAAAGGAAUUUUUUCGAUUAAACAGUAUACUAAUAAAAAUAGGAAACUUUAAUAAACUACUGAGAACUGAAUUAAUUAAUAAUAAACAAAAUAUUGAAAAGUAUAACAGUGAACUAUUGGUAUUAGGUGAUUUAGACAGUCUGAAAGUAAAAUUAAGGGCCACAAAUGGUGAACUUUUAAAAGAACGCAAUCAACUUAAAGAUCAUCUGCCGGCUGUUGUUGAUAAAUUAGAAUUUUCAUUAAAACAGUUUGACGGCAUUAAACACCGUUUACUACAAAACGAAAACUAUUUGCAAAUUGAUACACUCGAAGAAAAAUUAAAAAAAGAAACUGAUAGGAAUGAAAAUAUUUCAACUUUCAUCAUUAGUGAAAGAGAACGACUCAAUUACAACCAUAUUAAGGAAAAUACACUAUCAUUAAAUGUAAAAUAUAAUUCACUGCUUGUUACUAGUGUAAAAAGUAUAUAUUAAAUAAAGUUUUUUAUGUAAUUUUCAAUAUAAAGUGUUUUUAAAAUAUUUUAAACUGGUAAAGAAGUUAAGAGUACAAAAAAAAAGAUAAGAUUAAAAAUGUAAGUAGUACACGAUGGUUUUUAAACAUCCAAGAAUAUAAUCUUUAUCUCCAUAAUUUUAAAAAUUCAAAACUAUAUUAACAUUUAUUUCUUCGAGGAUUAGGCCAUGAGAAUCCGGCAAUUUGUAUUAGUUAUAUAUAUUUAACUACAGUUUCGGAAAGAGCGCACAUCAAAUGUUAAUGUAUAUUGAAAAUAACAAGAAAUUAAUGUUUCCUAACUUGAAGUUACACAUUAAAAUUUUUGAAAUAAAAGAAAAUAAGUUUUGGAAAAAACGUCCUUUGGGAAAAUAAUAACUUGGGUUCUUAAUUUUUAGAGUUUUUUAAGACGCUUUUUUUGAGCUAUUAGCCAUCAUUAUACUGUUAGAAUAUUUUUUCGAACACACUAUAAAAUAAAAAAAUGGAACUACGAUGAGUUUGCGAUAUAAUAUGAAAACUAUGACAAAAAAUUGUUUUUGCUUCCUCGUGGAGGAAGCUAUGUAGUCCUUUCGUUUAUAAAAUUUUUAAAAAUGAUGAAAACAAAUUUUUCUCUAUAUAGAAACAUGUUAUAUGAGAUCCUGAUCAAUUGUCCGUGUGUGUGUGUGUGUGUGGAUAGUUUUUGUGAACACGAUAUCUUUAACAGGUUUUAAUGGAUUUGGGUAAAAUUUGGUAGGCUUAUUUAACACAUUAAUC
This is a messenger RNA of Leptopilina boulardi, 5481 nucleotides long. RefSeq names its product intraflagellar transport protein 74 homolog. Gene Ontology annotation, molecular function: beta-tubulin binding. The transcript has 3 exons. The record is from RefSeq and is a predicted model, not a curated record. Gene Ontology annotation, cellular component: centrosome; cilium; intraciliary transport particle B. Bases 2883 to 4715 code for a protein of 610 amino acids. Gene Ontology annotation, biological process: cilium assembly; intraciliary transport involved in cilium assembly. Lineage: Eukaryota; Metazoa; Arthropoda; Insecta; Hymenoptera; Figitidae.